Molecule: messenger RNA, 1524 nt
Organism: Fusarium keratoplasticum
Lineage: Eukaryota; Fungi; Ascomycota; Sordariomycetes; Hypocreales; Nectriaceae
Product: AA-permease domain-containing protein
Exons: 1
Coding region: 1-1524 (507 amino acids)
Biological process (GO): amino acid transmembrane transport
Cellular component (GO): membrane
Molecular function (GO): amino acid transmembrane transporter activity
Source: RefSeq, a predicted model, not a curated record
AUGGAUAUCCAGACCAAGACAGAGGCCCACGACUCGGCACAGUCGUCCAAGUCUGUCGACUUCGAAGCUGCCGAUGAUACUCAGCUGGAGAGAGGACUCCAUGGCCGACAUCUCCAAUUCAUCGCCAUCGGCGCUGCAGUCGGAACAGGCUUGUUCAUCGGAACGGGAAAUGCUCUCGCAACAGCCGGGCCUGUUUCUCUACUCAUCGCCUUCAUUUUCGUGGGCAGCCUGCUCUUCUCAGUCAUGGUUGCUCUUGGAGAAAUGGCUGCAUACAUACCCGUUGCAGGCGCAUUCACAACCUAUGCCACACGCUUCCUCGAUCCCACAUUUGGCUUCGCCAUGGGCUGGGUUUAUUGGUUCAGCUGGACAAUCACAUUCGCCCUUGAGUUGACCGCCGCUGGCCUUAUCAUUCAAUACUGGGACAAGAGCCUAAACAUCGGUAUUUGGAUUGCUGUGUUUUGGGUUCUCUUCACUAUCGCCAACUUCCUCCCGGUGCGGUGGUUCGGAGAGUUUGAGAUGUGGUUCUCCAGCAUCAAAGUCAUCACUAUCAUUGGCUUCAUCAUCUUUUCCAUUUGCGUUAAUGCAGGCGUUGGCCAACAGGGCUACCUGGGCUUCAAGUACUGGGGCACGCCCGGUGCGUUUGCUGAACAUCUGGCAGAGGGCGCGACUGGCAGAUUCAUCGGCUUCUGGUCCGUCAUGAUCACCGCCGGCUUCAGUUAUCAGGGCUCAGAGCUUGUCGCCAUUGGAGCUGGAGAAACCAAGGAUCCUCAAAAGACAAUUCCUUCUGCUAUGCGUUGGACCUUCUGGGGUGUCUUCUCCUUCUUCAUCUCGACCGUCUUCUUCCUGGGCCUCAAUAUCCCAUACACAAAUGAGGGUCUUCUCAGCGACUCUCAAGACGCUUCAGCUUCUCCCCUCGUCAUCGUCGCCCAACUUGCCGGAGUCCCGGUCCUCCCAUCCAUCCUCAACGCGGUGCUCCUUACUGCUGUUUUGACUGCCGCCAACUCGGAUGUCUACUCGAGCAGUCGCAUUCUUAUCUCUCUGGCUGACUCCGGCCAUGCCCCAGCUUUCUUAAAGAAGACGAACCGCUUCGGAACGCCAUACUACGCAGUCGGGUUUUGUGCCAUUUUCGGAUUCCUAUCAUUCCUCAACCUGUCUAAUGAUGGCACUGUUGUCUUCAACUGGUUUCUCAGCAUCACAUCGGUUGCUGGAUUCAUCGCCUGGGCCAUCAUCAACGUAUGCCAUAUCCGCUUCAUGAAGGCUCUGUCUUUCUAUCAAAUCCCCCGAUCAAGCCUACCCUACGUGGCCCCUUUCCAGCCAUACCUCUCUUGGUACGGCCUGAUAUUCACUGUCCUCAUCAUUAUCACAAGUGGUUUUGAGGUGUUUAUUGAGUGGGACACCAGCAAGUUCUUCACGAACUACAUCAGUCUGAUCUUGUUCGUUGUCCUUGUCGUCGGACACAAACUCCUUUUCAGGACAAAGAUGGUCCCGAUUCAGGAGAUGGAUAUCGUCACGGGGAGUGCGUAG